Messenger RNA from Mesorhabditis spiculigera, 717 nucleotides. The record is from the annotation of a GenBank genome assembly. NCBI's taxonomy places the organism in Eukaryota, Metazoa, Nematoda, Chromadorea, Rhabditida, Rhabditidae.
AUGAUCGGCUCGUUGUCACGAUGGUUGCCUCGGAUUGUGGACGCGCCUGCGCUCUCCCGGGCCAUGUCGACGACGACGGCCCUUGGAAGAUUCAAGCCGAACCGUGGAACGGGUGAUACCGGCCAGAGCAGCCUCUUCAAUGAUGAGCGAAGAUGGAAGGAUGAUGCGGCUUUUCAAGCUGUUGGAACCACCGACGAGCUUUCAAGCUACCUGGGAGUGUGCAGAGACGCUUCGAUUCGCGCCUGCCUGCCACCUGACGUACCCGAAUUGCUGACGAGGCUACAAUGUUGCCUGCAGGAUGUUUCGGCUCAUCUUGCGACACCUGCAGAUGCGGCGAAUCGAAAAAAGAAGUUGACGUCGUUCGAUUCUGCGAUGGUGGAGUGGCUUGACGGCGAAAUCGAGCGCUAUGGCGAUGCCGUACCUCCACUGCGACAAUUCAUUCUGAGCGGCGGUGGAGAGACAUCCGCUAGCUUGCAGUACGCGCGAACGAUCGCGAGGAGGGCAGAAAGAGCAACGAUUCCGCUGAUCCGGACUGAGGAUAUCGACCCGAAAGCGCUAGUCUUUCUCAACAGACUGUCGGACCUGCUGUUUGUGUUGGGACGGUACGCCUGUAUGAAGACCGGCCAUGAGGAGCUCGUCUACAUGAGGCCGAAGGAAUUUACACAACAACGCUGGCAAAGCCGAAAGCUGAAGGAAAAAGAGGACCCAGAGAAUAAA